Thlaspi arvense is the source of this 936-nucleotide messenger RNA. The record is from the annotation of a GenBank genome assembly. NCBI's taxonomy places the organism in Eukaryota, Viridiplantae, Streptophyta, Magnoliopsida, Brassicales, Brassicaceae.
AUGGCUACUAGGCUCUCCGUUGUCUCCUCUUUCAUUUCACCUCCUCUUGCUGUUGACUCUUCUUCGUCUCUCGCUGCUCCUUGCUUCUUCUCUCCGAUUCCACGACUCCUGACUCUUCGAAUCCCCACUAGCCUUAGAUCAAGCCCCAGGCUCCCGCCGACUGAUUUCCUCAGGUCUCCUCGGAGUCUAACGUCUUCACUCGCCGUGAUGUUUCCUGGAAAUUCGGUCUUAUCAGAUGUCUGCGCCACCGGAAUCUCCGGCGUCGUCGCGUUCUCGUGCCUCGGUUUCUGGGGAGAGAUUGGCAAGCGCGGCAUCUUCGACCAGAAACUCAUUCGGAAGCUCGUGCAUAUAAAUAUUGGGCUAGUCUUUAUGCUUUGCUGGCCACUGUUCAGUUCUGGACUCCAAGGAGCGCUUUUUGCAUCUCUUAUACCUGGACUCAAUAUAAUAAGGAUGCUGCUCCUGGGGCUUGGAGUGUACCAAGACGAAGGAACGAUCAAGUCAAUGAGCAGACACGGAGAUCGCAGGGAACUACUUAAGGGACCGCUUUAUUACGCACUGUCAAUUACAUCGGCCUGUAUCUUCUACUGGAAAACAUCCCCCAUCGCAAUUGCAGUGAUAUGCAACCUCUGCGCAGGAGAUGGUAUGGCUGACAUCGUGGGGAGGCGGCUCGGAACAGAGAAGCUUCCUUACAACAGAAACAAAUCUGUAGCUGGUAGCGUUGGGAUGACAAUCGCCGGAUUCUUAGCAUCUGUUGGAUACAUGUACUACUUCGCUUCAUUUGGUUACAUCGAGAAUAGUGGGGCCACUAUGAUUCAUCGUUUCUUCAUCAUCUCUAUAGCGUCGACUAUUGUGGAAUCACUCCCCAUAAGCACCGACAUUGACGACAAUCUCACCAUUUCCAUAACCUCUGCCUUGGUCGGUACUCUACUCUUCUAA